Molecule: messenger RNA, 936 nt
Organism: Torulaspora globosa
Lineage: Eukaryota; Fungi; Ascomycota; Saccharomycetes; Saccharomycetales; Saccharomycetaceae
Gene: SAM37
Product: SAM complex subunit SAM37
Exons: 1
Coding region: 1-936 (311 amino acids)
Biological process (GO): mitochondrion organization
Cellular component (GO): SAM complex
Source: RefSeq, a predicted model, not a curated record
AUGGUUGCGGGACAGUGUACUGUUCAUAUGUGGGGUUUGAACGAAAGAGCGAGUCUGAUAUCUCCCGAGAGCGUUGCGUUAUACUGGUUUCUUAAUGGAUACUACUCGAAGCUGAGGAAGGACACUACACGAGUCGAGAUCGUGUUCAGUAACAACACAGACCUAUCACCAAACGAAGAAUUGCCUCUGCUGGUUCAAGAUGCGCGGAGGAUAUCGGGAUUCGUCAAUAUCGUGGAUUACUUGAUGAGCGAUGAGGAAUCUGAAAAGGAUACCGUCGGUAAUACGCUGCUGCAGUCUUCUUUGCUGCAGUUUACGAGUUCCGACUUGUCUGUGCUGACAGACUACCAGCUGUAUCUGAACAAGACCAACUACGACACGUUUACGCGCAGAACCUUCUGUCGGCUGCUGUCUUGGCCAAUGUGGUACAAUACGCCACUGCACUACCGUGCAGUUGCGCGGGAAAGGUGCCAAGAUUUGCUGGGCGAUCUCGACUCUGACGAUGAAUGUGAACCUCCUGGCUCCCAGCUCGAGACCGCUGAGCUGACACAAUCAAAGACCUUUAAGAUAGCACAGCAGAUCAAGAAGCAGGGAAAGAAGGAAUUGCAGAACGCUAAAAACAAUCUACACUACUUAAGCAAGCUAAGCGAGCAUCUCAAACUGUGGAUCCAGGUGAGGGAACGAGCCCAAUCGGAUAGGGUGAUCCCCGCGGACCUGCUGAUGUGGGCAAACAUAUACGUCCAACUGCAGCUACCGGAUAGCGACAAAGUCGCCAACCAUCUGUCGCAGACAUUGGGCUCCGACUUUUUCAACACGCUACAGAAGCAGCUGGACCUGUGUUCCAAUCUCGAGCCAGUGGUCUCGCAAAGAGCGCCGUCAUUCCGCGAGCAGGGCAAUGUGCUCAUGUCGGUAUACAACAUUGCGGCGAAGUACCUCUGA